This is a messenger RNA of Prorocentrum cordatum, 1995 nucleotides long. NCBI's taxonomy places the organism in Eukaryota, Dinophyceae, Prorocentrales, Prorocentraceae. The record is from the annotation of a GenBank genome assembly.
GCUGCUUUACCCGACGGCAACACCUGGGCCUUGCUGGAGCCGUCGAAGCUCGCGGAGGCGGGGUACACGUCGGAGCAGACGCAGGCGGUGACGGUCAACGACAUGAUCAAGAUGAAGAUCAGCAUCGUGGUGCAGGGCAAACCCGAUCACGCAUGCGAGGACUUGAUGCGCCUGUCCUCAGCGGUGCCCGACUGGGCUUCGGACGAGUGCAAGGCCGACAUGAAUGCUCUCAACGUGUGCUUGUCCAUGCUGAAGCCUGAUGCAGCGCCGCUGGGUCCAGAGCAGGAGGAAGCCACCGCUGCUUUCCAGUCCAUCAAGAGCGGGCGCAUGAUGCUGAGCGAGUACGCGAAGGAAUGGCCACGGGGCAGGGAUCUCCUGGACACGGCCGAGACGCUCCUGCAGUCCUUGAUCGAGGGGCAUAAGUGCGAGGACAAAGCUGGCUGCCUCUACGACCGUGCCGUGAGCAUCGCCGGGCACCUGACCGCCAUCUCGGGCUUGCUUGCAGACGCCACCGAGAUCGACUUGAGGUACUUGCCAUCCGCGAUCGAGAGGCUCAUGGAUGACUACCUGGCCUGGACGGGCGAUAUGAUUUUGGACCUGUGCGAGGAUAUGGCGGUGACUGCAUCUACGUGGCUGGAUCACCCGCCCGACGCCGCGGGCUGGUUGGGCGCGGCCUGGAACGAUAAGCUCUCCGCGGUCAACGGCCUGGUCAGCAAAUUGGAGACGAUGCCGAAGGUGACCGACCGCAUGAAGCAGGACCUGGAUGCCGAUGCGUACUUGCUGACGGCCAAGAUGGCGCACGGCGCCGCGAGCUGCAUCAAGGACUUCAGCGAUCUUGAGAAUCGCGAGGCCGUUGCACAGGUGCCAGCUGUCAUGACCAAGCUUGCGAGGGACUUGCAGGGCCAUAAAGCGUUCCACGACGAGCAUGCCGUCCAGGCAGCUCUGGAGGCGAUAGUCGGCAAUAUCAUGGCCCGCAGCGAGUUCGCGGAUAUCAAGGCGAGGGCUCAGUUGCUGCUAGCUGAUCGCCCCAAGCAGUUCUGCGAUAUCAGUAAGGUGACCAUGUUUGGCUGCUUUCCCUCGGAUCAUUUCUUCGACGUCGAGUGGGCCGGGGACAUCGUCAAAAAGGACGACCGCCCGGAGGCAAAUGACCUCCUGGUUGGCCAGGGCUAUUCUGUGGAGUUCACUGAGGACGCGAGGAUGGCCUUCGCUGAGGCAGCGGCGGCGGCUCGCUUCACAGAGGACAAGCUCAUGACCCAGGUCGGUGCCAUCACCAACAUCGCUCGCGUGUGGCGGUGCGCCGUCCCGUUUCUCACGCAGAGCUGCGACCUCACCGAGGAGGCCCUCGGGCUGUGGCUCCAGGGUCGCGACGCAGUGGCCAGCCUGGUCGGCACGGCCAACCAUAUGCUGAGGCAGGUCGAGGACUUCACGGGGAUGACAUUCGACUGGGACACCGCGUCGGACCCGCGCUCGGACGGCUACCUCGGGAACUUGGAGAAGUACUUCGAGCUGACGCCGGCCGACCACGUCGAGCUGCUGGACGAGCUGCCGCUCGGCAAGGCAGUGUCGCAGACGUUGGUCGGCAUGGAGAGGGUCCUAGGAGAGGUCCGCACUCGCUGGCAGGACGGCUUCGCAGCCGCCAUCAGCAGGAUCGUGGACUGGUCCCCAGACUGGGAGCCCGUGCAGGAGCAGCUGAUGAACGUGCCCUCGCACCCUAUGUGCAAAGCCCUCGUCUGCAACCCACAGUUGCAGGACUUGGGGUCUCUGUGCACGGACCUUGACGCGCGGCUGCGGCUCGUGCGCAAGUUCCCCGGCCUGUGGUCCGACAACCUCGUGCGCCAGUGGGGCGUGAAGGUGCACCACGGGAUGGUGACGUGCGCGUUGACGUACGUCAUCUUCCACAUGAAGUUUCUCUUCGGGAAGCUCAAGGGCCCGAAGAAAUUGAAGGCUCCCCUGCCUACUCCCCCUACUCUUCUGCUUCGUAGCACGGUCGUAUGA